UGGACAGAAAUCCGCAGAUGAAACGACCGCACGUUUUGUAUCUUGCAAAGACAUUUGGAGACAGAGAUACGCUUUUAGCUUAAUUGGUGACUUUGGUGAAUUGAUUUCACGCGAAUUUUCACCUUGCGGAAGCUGCAGUGACAGUGACUAGCUCAUUACGUACAUAUUGAUUUUCCGAAAGAUUUGCCUUUGGAUAUAAAAGGAAAAUCACGACUUCGUCUUGUAUAAAAAUAAUCGCACCUCAAAAUGGAUGUGGAUUGUAGAAUGCCCGAAGCUGGAAUUGCUAAAGCUAUACAGGAACUUAAUGCAACGUCUGCGGUUUCCACUUUUGAUAAUCUAACAAAUGAAACUGAGACGUGGAAUGAAGAUUUUUUCAAUAUUAGCACCAACAUUUCCAGGGUGGUUCCAGAAGUUCCAAAGUACAUUCUAAUUACUGCAACGUCUUUUUACAUAAUUAUGUUCUUGCUUGGACUAACUGGCAAUAUGCUGGUUGUGUAUGUUGUGCUGAGGAACCGGGAUAUGCACAGUUCAACACAUUUGUUUUUGGUGAAUCUCAGCCUUGCUGAUCUUUUGGUGUUGGUUAUUUGCAUGCCGACAGCUUUGAUUGACUUACAUGCAAAAGACGUGUGGUUAUUGGGAGAAGGUUUAUGUAAACUUGUACCUUUCUUGGAGAACUGUACAGCACUGACCUCCACCCUGACCAUCCUGACGGUCAGCUUUGAUCGUUACUACGGAAUAUGCCAGCCACUGCGAGCCAGAACGGUGAAAAUGUUACGAAGAUCUCAUGUAUGUAUCCUGGUCACGAUCAUAUGGAUAGUCGCCAUUGCCAUAUGUAUUCCUUUCACAUUGAUUCCAGUCUACAGAAACUCUAAGUUCAAGGAUGGAACCCCCAUAAAAGUCUGCAGAAAUACUAUCAAAGAUAGCUGGAAGACUGGUUAUAUUAUAUUUGUAUUUUGUUUCUUUUUUGUUGUGCCCUUUUUCAUUCUGGUCGUCAUUUAUAGCAUAAUAACUAGACAGUUGAGUAGGGAAUCGUUUCAGUUACGAGGACAGCACGAACAGGCGGCACGAGUUCGUCUGCGCACUAGAAAACAAGUCAUAACUAUGCUAAUUGUCAUAGUCUUCUUAUUCUUUUUAUUUCACUUGCCUAUUCGUGUUGUCAGUCUUUGGGUUGUGUACGCAUCAAAAGAGGAAAUGGAAGCUCUUGGGUUAGAGGGAUAUUACAACUUACUUGCAUUUGCAAGAAUAAUGUUCUAUUUACAUUGUGCGACAAAUCCUAUCGUUUACAAUGUGGUGUCCACAAAAUUUAGAAUGGCAACUGCAAAGGUAUUCUGCAGUAGGCAACAGCUGGAACUAUCGCAAAAACGGUCUUCUUAUUCCAGGCAGUUUUCGCGGUCGUUAUCGAAUAGAAGCAACAAAAGUGAUUCGAGCUGUGUCACGGAUCGCAUGUCAAUAAGGACAAGAUCAACAUCUGACUAUGUCAUGUACAAGAGGAAUGAACAUCGAGUAGAAUUGACUUAAUUACUUAUACUUACUAACGCCGAAGUUGGUAAUAGUGUCAGAAAAUCAGUUUUAAUCCAAUACUACGGAGCUU
This is a messenger RNA of Lingula anatina, 1591 nucleotides long. RefSeq names its product growth hormone secretagogue receptor type 1. The record is from RefSeq and is a predicted model, not a curated record. Lineage: Eukaryota; Metazoa; Brachiopoda; Lingulata; Lingulida; Lingulidae. Gene Ontology annotation, biological process: G protein-coupled receptor signaling pathway. Gene Ontology annotation, molecular function: G protein-coupled receptor activity. Gene Ontology annotation, cellular component: plasma membrane.